Molecule: messenger RNA, 1067 nt
Organism: Ziziphus jujuba (common jujube)
Lineage: Eukaryota; Viridiplantae; Streptophyta; Magnoliopsida; Rosales; Rhamnaceae
Product: polyadenylate-binding protein-interacting protein 5
Exons: 4
Coding region: 311-832 (173 amino acids)
Source: RefSeq, a predicted model, not a curated record
CGCUGUCGAUUCCCACUUCGUCUGCAAAAAAACUUUUUCCCUCCGUUAGCUUUUGCAGAUUGUAACCGACUCAAUCAUUCAGUUUUCCUUUGCUUUUCUCUUCAACUGGGCUCGUUCAUUUCUCAACUCCAACUCACUGAGUUACUUCCUUGUUACCUUACGAGUUCCUUCCGAUCUCGAUUCGAGUUUCGCAGCCCUUCUUCAACUUUCUUCGUUGUCCACCCAAGAUUAUUGUUUUUCCCCUUUCUGGGGUUGCAGGGUGGAGUGAUUUCUGUGUACAAUUCUCAUUGCACGUGCAACAUGUGAUUAGAUGAAGCGAGCAAUUCCAUCUUUGAAUCCUCAAGCAGCAUCCUACAUGCCUCUAGGCAAGAGAAUAACAGAGGUUGAAACCAAAAUUGCUGAGUUGUCUAAUUCUCCUUCUAAGGGCCUCUCUAAGACUGAACAGUGUCAAUCCGAGGAUCAAGCAUCUUCUGGCUCUAGCAGCCAUGCCAAUGAGGAUUCACAGAAUUCAAGUGACCAUACCAAAAAGAAGAGUGUAGAUAAUUCUCAUGAGAUGACAUUGGCUUAUUUGGCAUUCCUGUUUCCCAACAUAUCAGAGCAGUGCCUUGCAGAUGUUUACUUUCUGAAUGAGACUGACCUGGAUGCCACCACUGAUAUGCUGGAAGAGCUAGAGAGGGCUCCUGAUGAUCAUGCUAAACACAAACCAGACGUCUCGGACAUUGCUGGCACUUCAAGUUCUCAAGUUUCGGACUCAGAGUACAACGUUUCGGAUACUGGUUUAUCUCCUGUGGAGAGCAGUUCUGGCAACUCUAGGGGUGUGGAAAAGCAGUGAGGGACAGAGAAUCUCUUAAUAUGAGAUUUAGCCGAAGUACAGCCAUAAACUAGUAAUGGAGUUUCAAUUUUUCUCAUACAGUGAAAAAGUGUAACUGCAUCUGCAUAUACCAAUUUCUUUCCAAGUAUCCCAUCUUGUAUGAUGAUAACGGUUGUCUGGUUUCUUACAAAUGUAUCUUCUCUUGUCCAUUUUAAAGAAAUCAAUUACACUUUGAGCAUAUGCUUAAUUCGUUUUA